Molecule: messenger RNA, 747 nt
Organism: Phaeoacremonium minimum UCRPA7
Lineage: Eukaryota; Fungi; Ascomycota; Sordariomycetes; Togniniales; Togniniaceae
Product: putative replication regulator protein
Exons: 4
Coding region: 1-747 (248 amino acids)
Cellular component (GO): nucleus; 90S preribosome
Source: RefSeq, a predicted model, not a curated record
AUGGCCACGACUGCUCCGGCCUCAGCAAAGGCCAAGAAGCGGAAGGCCCAGGAUGAUGGAGGUGCUCGCAAGAAGCGGAAGUCAAAGUACGAAGAGGACGAGAGCCUUCUGGAUCUCAAGGCGGGAGUGAACACCGUCUUCACAUUCAUGGACAGUCAGCUCCUGUCAGACUAUGUCACGAAGAAGACGACAAAGUUCGGCACUGAUCUGAGCCCGGUUGAGCUCUCUGACCUCUAUAUCUCAGCAAACGCAGUCAAAGACACCACGUCGUGGCAAAAGCUUCGCACCCUGUCAAAUCUGCCGGAUUUCCUGGAGAGCUUUGUGAAAGACCCGAAGGAGCUAGGAGAGGCACCAACUAAGAAGGGUGCACCGCACACUAUUAUCGUCACCGGAGCGGGUAUCCGGGCGGCAGAUAUUGUGAGGAAGUAUCAGAAGAAGGGAAAUUCUGUCGCAAAACUAUUUGCGAAACAUAUAAAGCUCGAUGAAGCUGUCGAUUUUCUCAACCGCAGCCGGACAGGGCUAGGGGUUGGCACACCGGCUCGGCUGAUGGAUUUACUUGAUAAUGGGGCGCUCUCUGUGGAGCAUCUUAAACGCAUUGUCGUCGAUGCCUCUCAUAUUGACCAGAAGAAGCGCGGUGUUAUGGAUAUGAAGGACACUAUGAUGCCGCUCGCCAAGUGGCUGGCAAGGAAGGAAUUCAAGGACAGGUACACGGACGAGCAGAAGCCACUGGAUCUGCUAUUCUACUGA